AUGGUGUCGUUUUUUGGAUUGAAGCUCGGUGCUGAUAAGAAGAAGAAAGCCGAGAAGGCCGCCGAGCAAAAGCCUCAAUGGAAGAAGAUUGACCAGAACCUCCUCGGCCAAGGCCAGUUCUUUGGAAAGGACCUUGAUCGCCCCGUCCCCGUCGAUGGGUCCCGUCCCGGCACUGCCAUGUCUAGCAAGAGCUUCAUCGCCAGCUUUCGUCAGCCGAAAGCGCCAUAUAUGAAUGGUGGCUCGUCCUCGCUGGUCGAUCUUGGUGCGCCAGGCGGCGGCAAGGGUAUCAGGCCUGUCGGAUCCGAGGCUAACCUGAACAUGCGGUGGAAUAACAGCUCGGUCACAAGUCUGCAGAACAUUGCGAGUCCACCCAUCAUCACCGGUGGCAGCAGACCAGGAAGCAGAGCAGGGACCCCUACCUCCAUCAGUCGAAAGGUUUGGGUCAAUCCUCUCGACGUUCACUUCGCUCGUGACAAUGCUGGUUCGAGAAGUGAGGGUACCCUCAGCCCGGCUCCAAGUGCCGCGCCGAGUGGCUAUCACUCUACGACCAGCCUGUCCCCGCUUCCCACUCCGACCGUCGCCAACGCACCCCGCAGCCCGCUGGGCCAAUUCGAGUUCAACUUGAACCCGUCAGAAACAUCCAAAGAUGACAAGUUGGCACCCGCUCCGCUCUCGCCCUCCAAGGCGUAUCCUUCUCCUCCUCUGUCCGUCAACGGCUCCCUUCCGCGAUUGAGGACCGAUUUCAAACCGAAGACGUCCGUAAGCACCGUCCAUGAGGUACAUCAGCCCAGACCAGCCGCACUUCCGUCCCCGACCGCGUCGGCAGGACGCUGCAGUGACGAAGAGCAGCACUUCUACCCCAGGCCCAUCAUCCAGAAUGUUGCAGCAAAACGAGACACACUUACCAUCAUCACGCCUCGAAGGCAAAGCCUUUCGAUGGAUAUCGACGAAGACCCGACGGCGCUCAGUUUCGGUAUGAGAGAGGAGCAAAGUCCUACGGUCCCAGUGAGUCCGCCACCGAAAAGCGCUCGGCGGCCGCGUCCUCCGGAAAUGAAGAGUCUGCCUCAGGUGCCCCGGGAUGCUGGACCUCCGCCCCCGAGGCCACAGCAGGUCCCGUACGAAGGGCCAUUGCGAAUCACCGCUCAGGCUCCUGGUGAUGUGUUCAUUGUCAGGCAACCAACGGGCUGGGAUCUGCGGGAGAAAACGAAAUUUGAGCCGACAGGGAGAGUGGACUCCGAUGCCCGUGAUCGUCUCAACCUAGAUUACCGCGAACGGUCGGGCCCGGAUGGCCGGGAUAGGAGAGACUAUGAGGGCCGCACUCGCAACGACCGCCUUUACCUGCCCCAAGGAUAUCUCGGCCCUCCGCCCGUGUCGAGAAGGGUGGCGCCAGGUGAAGGCGAACGCAGCUACGGUAUCACGCCUGCAAACCGGCGUCGGCCUCCUCCACCUGUUGAGCUCCAACGCAAGGCGCCCAGCCCGCAGCCCCGGCCACCGGCCUCGGACGACCGCGAUAUUCAGCAAGGCAGCUUUGAUAUGGUCUCUCCUCGUAUGCAAACGCCCCAGCCGUCGACUCCCGAGGGCUUGACCCCGGAGCCUUUGACGGAUACGAACUGGCCGCUGCCGAGCCCUCUGGCAAGCCCGACGUUCGGAACAGGUCACCGGCCGCAUACACCAAGUGAGGGGUCGGAAGUUCAAAUGAGCCCUGGGCGCGAAGGAGCGCUCGAUGCCCGACGGCCGGACUUUGGAUUGAGGGCGCCAACAGGAAUUGCUGAUGAGUUCCGCGUAGGAUUCAUCUAG
Molecule: messenger RNA, 1797 nt
Organism: Colletotrichum graminicola M1.001
Lineage: Eukaryota; Fungi; Ascomycota; Sordariomycetes; Glomerellales; Glomerellaceae
Exons: 2
Coding region: 1-1797 (598 amino acids)
Source: RefSeq, a predicted model, not a curated record